This is a messenger RNA of Cyprinodon tularosa, 4704 nucleotides long. RefSeq names its product phosphatidylinositol 4,5-bisphosphate 3-kinase catalytic subunit alpha isoform. Lineage: Eukaryota; Metazoa; Chordata; Actinopteri; Cyprinodontiformes; Cyprinodontidae. The transcript is spliced from 20 exons. Gene Ontology annotation, cellular component: plasma membrane; phosphatidylinositol 3-kinase complex, class IA; phosphatidylinositol 3-kinase complex, class IB. Gene Ontology annotation, molecular function: 1-phosphatidylinositol-4-phosphate 3-kinase activity; 1-phosphatidylinositol-3-kinase activity. Gene Ontology annotation, biological process: phosphatidylinositol 3-kinase/protein kinase B signal transduction; phosphatidylinositol-3-phosphate biosynthetic process; phosphatidylinositol-mediated signaling. Bases 1 to 3207 code for a protein of 1068 amino acids. The record is from RefSeq and is a predicted model, not a curated record.
AUGCCUCCCAGGCCCUCUUCAGGAGAACUAUGGGGGAUGCACUUGAUGCCCCCCAGCAUCUUAGUGGACUGCUUGCUGCCAAAUGGCAUGAUUCUCACAUUGGAGUGCCUCCGGGAAGCAACGCUCGUCACGAUCAAGCAUGAGCUCUUCAAAGAAGCCAGGAAGUACCCUCUCUACCAUCUGCUGCAGGAGGAGAGCUCGUACAUCUUCGUCAGCGUCACGCAGGAGGCUGAGCGGGAGGAGUUUUAUGACGAGACCAGGAGGCUCUGCGAUCUCAGACUGUUUCAAGCUUUCCUGAAAGUUAUCGAACCAGUGGGCAACAGAGAGGAGAAAAUCCUGAACAGAGAAAUCGGUUUUGCUAUUGGGAUGCCCAUAUGCGAGUUUGAUUUGGUGAAGGACUCAGAAGUACAGGACUUCAGAAGAAACAUUUUAAAUGUUUGCAAAGAAGCAGUGGACCUCAGAGACAGCAACGGAUCCCACAGCAGAGCGUUGUACGUCUACCCUCCUAACGUUGAAUCUUCUGCAGAACUUCCCAGGCACAUCUAUAAUAAACUCGAUAAAGGUCAGAUCAUUGUGGUGAUUUGGGUCAUCGUUUCACCCAGCAAUGACAAACAGAAGUACACCCUGAAGAUCAACCACGACUGUGUGCCGGAGCAGGUGAUAGCCGAAGCCAUCCGUAAGAAGACGCGGAGCAUGCUGCUCACCCAGGAGCAGCUAAAGAUGUGCGUCCAGGAGUACCAGGGGAAGUACAUCCUCAAAGUCUGUGGCUGUGAUGAGUAUCUGCUGGAGAAAUACCCCCUGAGUCAGUACAAGUACAUCCGGAGCUGCAUCAUGCUGGGAAGGAUGCCCAACUUGAUGCUGAUGUCCAAAGACAGCCUUUAUUCCCAGCUGCCCACAGACACCUUCACCAUGCCGUCCUACGCCAGGCGAAUUUCCACGGCGACGCCUUACAUGAACGGGGAAACGGCCACCAAGUGUCUUUGGACGAUCAGCGGGACGCUGAGGAUCAGGAUCCUCUGCGCUACCUACGUCAAUGUAAACAUCAGAGACAUAGACAAGAUCUACGUGAGGACCGGGAUAUACCACGGUGGGGAGCAGAUGUGUGACAAUGUCAACACUCAACGUGUGCCCUGCUCAAAUCCACGGUGGAACGAGUGGCUGAACUACGACAUGUUCGUUACGGAAAUCCCCAGAGCUGCUCGACUCUGCCUCUCCAUCUGCUCCGUGAAAGGAAGGAAGGGAGCUAAAGAGGAGCAUUGUCCUCUGGCCUGGGGCAACAUCAACCUUUUUGAUUACACUCACACGCUAGUAGCAGGAAAGAUGGCUCUCAACCUGUGGCCGGUCCCACACGGCCUGGAGGACCUGCUCAAUCCCAUCGGGGUCACAGGCUCCAACCCCAACAAGGAAACGCCUUGCUUGGAGCUGGAGUUCGACCAUUUCAGCUGCCCUGUGAAGUUCCCCAAUAUGAGCCAGAUCGAGGAACACGCCAACUGGAAUAUAUCUACAGAGCUGGGCUUUAACUACAGUCACAACGGAUCGAGUAACAGAUUUGCGCGGGACAACCCUCUGACUGAGAGCGAUAAUGAGCAGCUGAGACAGGUGUGCAACCGAGACCCGCUGUCUGAGAUCACUGAGCAGGAGAAGGACUUCCUGUGGAGGCACAGACAUCACUGCAUCAACAUCCCGGAUAUUCUUCCCAAGAUCCUCCUGGCUGUGAAGUGGAACUCCAGGGAUGAGGUUGCACAAAUGUAUUGCCUUCUAAAAGACUGGCCUGCAAUUAGGCCAGAGCAAGCCAUGGAGUUGCUGGAUUGCAACUUCCCCGACCCCAUGAUCAGAGAGUUUGCUGUGAAGUGCCUUGAGAAAUACCUGACGGAUGACAAACUCUCGCAGUACCUCAUCCAGCUGGUCCAGGUUCUAAAGUAUGAGCAGUAUCUCGAUAACCCGCUUGCACGCUUCCUGCUGAAAAAGGCAUUAACCAAUCAGAGGAUAGGACAUUUCUUCUUCUGGCAUUUGAAAUCAGAGAUGCACAACAAGACGGUGAGCCAACGGUUCGGCCUCCUGCUGGAGUCGUACUGCCGGGCGUGCGGCGUGUAUCUGAAGCACCUGAGCAGGCAGGUGGAAGCCAUGGAGAAACUCAUCAACCUCACCGACCUGCUCAAAAAAGAGAAAAAAGAUGAGGCGCAGAAGGUUCAAAUGAAGUUUCUGGUCGAGCAGAUGAAGAGGCCUGACUACAUGGAUGCACUACAAAGCUUUACCUCUCCGCUGAAUCCUGCACAUCAGCUGGGAAACCUCCGCCUGGAGGAAUGCAGGAUGAUGUCAUCUGCAAAGCGACCUCUUUGGUUAAACUGGGAAAACCCAGAUAUGAUGUCAGAGCUGCUUUUUCAGAACAAUGAAAUCAUCUUCAAAAACGGAGACGAUCUGAGGCAGGACAUGCUGACGCUGCAGAUCAUUAGGAUAAUGGAGAACAUCUGGCAGAACCAGGGCCUUGAUCUCAGGAUGCUGCCGUACGGCUGCCUGUCUAUCGGCGACUGUGUGGGUUUGAUCGAAGUGGUGAGGAAUUCUCACACCAUCAUGCAGAUCCAGUGCAAAGGAGGCCUGAAGGGGGCGCUGCAGUUCAACAGCCACGCACUGCAUCAGUGGCUCAAAGAUAAGAACAAGGGAGAAAUGUACGACCAGGCCAUAGAUCUGUUCACCCGCUCCUGUGCCGGCUACUGCGUGGCCACCUUCAUCCUCGGCAUCGGUGACCGACACAACAGCAACAUCAUGGUGAAAGAUGACGGACAGCUGUUCCACAUAGAUUUUGGGCAUUUCCUCGACCACAAGAAGAAGAAGUUUGGGUACAAGAGAGAGCGGGUCCCGUUUGUGCUCACGCAGGACUUUCUGAUCGUCAUCAGCAAAGGAACCCAGGAGUGCACAAAAACCAGAGAAUUUGAAAGGUUCCAGGAGAUGUGUUACAAGGCCUACCUGGCAAUCCGGCAGCACGCCAACCUCUUCAUCAACCUCUUCUCCAUGAUGCUGGGCUCGGGGAUGCCUGAGCUGCAGUCGUUCGACGACAUCGCGUACAUCAGGAAGACCCUGGCGCUAGACAAGUCUGAGCAGGAGGCCCUGGACUACUUCAUGAAGCAGAUGAACGACGCCCAUCACGGCGGCUGGACCACCAAGAUGGACUGGAUCUUCCACACAAUCCGCCAGCACGCCAUGAACUGAGAGGAGGGGGGGGAGCCGUUCCGAACAGCUUAACCUCCCCCGUUAGAGACAUUGAAAAGGACUUGGAGAACCAUUGAAGUUUUACUUCACAUGAACCUAAUUAGUAUAAAAGAAAAAAACCUCAAUGAACACUAAUCUUUAUAAAAACUCUAAAAAAAUAUAUUAUUUUCUUACUUUUUAAUCCCUUCCAUACGUCCCCAACCAUCAGCAUCAGGAGCGAAACACGACAAACGCUGCAGCACAAGACGGAAGAUGAGCCCAACCAGCCCAAAGUUUACACGGUGGUUUAAUAAACACUGAGUGCCCCAGUAAGGCGGCGCCCCCCCGCAUCAUUAACAGACUUUUCUACAGCAGUAUCUCUAUUUGCCUAUACGCAUUUGGUGCACAUGUUCCUUUUUAACAGAGUUUUCUACUGAGCCAAAGUUCCCUGUAUAUUUGUGUGUAUGCGUGUGUUUAAAACCCGACUACAUGGCAGUCUUAUUUUAAACCAACCCAAAAAAAAAAAGAAUUCCCCUCUAUUCCACGGCUUGUGUUCACAUUAGCACUGAUCUCUGCAGUAUUUGUUUAGUCUGUCAGUAUUACUGUCACCUGUAAAGAAACCAUCAUCCAGACCCGACCUCACAGGACGACAAAGCUCCUCUUUUUGGUUCUUUUUUUUCUCCAGGAUUCGAAAAAUGAGGAGGGAAAAAAAAAGCGGAUUUGAAUGUUCCUAAAGCAUCACGUUCUGUUCUACUAUGCAAGUUGUGGCUCUAAAAAUGUACUGUAUGCUAGAAAAAGACUGAAACCUCCCUGAGGAUACUCGGAAAUGUGUCGGUGAAGGAGAGACGGCUGCCUUGAGGGGGGAAAAACAAAAUAGAUGCCAGACUGCUUCCAUUGGAGGAGUACGGUCUGCUUCCUCCCUGCAGAAUGAGAUCUGUUUGGGAAAACACUUCAAAUCCUGCCUGGUUUUUUUUGUUUGUUUUUUUAUUUUGGGUGGGAACGGGUCCUGAAGCAUCAACCCAAGCUGUGCUCCUCAUACUAAUCCUUCAUUUUGACAUGUGGGAAAAGAAAACGGGAUAUUCCUCCGCCUUCAAAGUAGACCCGGGUUACUCCCCCUCUGUUCUCUAAGAAGUUUGUUUCAGAACCUCUUAAAUUUUUCUAUCAUCCACAUUUCCACAGUUAAAGUCCCGCUAAUGAGACGAUUGACAGGAUGGAAAACAAACAGCAGGCUACCUCCCCUACAUAUAGCCAUUUAUUGCAUGAUUUAACUUGGUUAGAUCAGACCAACAUGGCAGUUUGGAGAUGUAUUCAUAAGGUGUAAAACGAAGUAAGCCUUGCUUAUCAUUAGCUAGCUAAUAAAACAGGAAUCUAAACUACAAGCAGCGUUUCUAUAAAGCAGCAGGCUAGCUAGCGCAGCGGGAAACGGCUAACCAGCUAAUAUAAUGUAAGUUAGGGGGUUAAUGUUGUUCAGAUACUGUUUAAAGCAAAGAACAAGUUUUGGAAAAGAAAAAAAAAUAA